AGUCACAAAGCAAACUUAUUUUCUUCAUCAUUCGACUCCCUUUUGUCACUUUUUCUUUUUUGCCACCUUUGUCUUCAUACACUUUGCGCUCUCCACCGGUUUAAAUUCACUCCAUUUCUACGUGCAAUGUUUUUAAAAGCAUCCCCGUUCGCUGUUGCUCGUUAGCGCUUUCAGUAAGGACGCAUAUGAAUCGCAUUUAAAAUCCGGCCUAGUCUUUCCUUGGAAUCCCAGAAACACCUCACAAAAUCAUGGCCAAUGCAGCUUCUAAGUGCCUAUUCUUGUUCUUCCUCUCUCUCCUCUCUUGCUGUUCAUCAGGAACCCUGGUGGGUUUCUCAUAUCAUGCAAGUGGAAACACUGCAGUUUCAUCACCUGGAAGGACAUUAUCAUUCCUGAAGCAAAACAAGAUCAACCCGUCUCAGAUUCGAGUCUUUGUCGAAGAUCCUAGGGCCUUAAGUACUCUGUCCAAAACCGGUGUAGCUGUUGAUCUCUACUUGAAUGAGAGGCAGGUCGAAAACAUAAUCAGCUCCGAAUCUUCCUCAAAAUCAUGGUUGAAAACGCACAUAAUGCCUUUUAUCUCGCAAGUAGACAUCAAAAGCAUCGUAGCAAUUAAAGGCAAUGAUUAUACAAGAAAAUCUAGUCUGCCUAGGGUUUUAUCCAGCCUCAAAACCCUACACGCUGUCCUCACUAGUCCUCCCUUCGACCGAAGAAUUAAGGUGUCAGUGGCAUUUUCUUUGUCAUUUCUUGAGAAUUUGAGAAGCGGAAAUGAAAGAGACCUGCAUGGUAUCUGUAGUUUUAUCAAUGAAGUGAGAUCCGUCGUUAUAGAAGCAAAUAUCGACAAAGAAUUUAGCAUGGGCGACAAAUUUGUUCGGUCAAUGAUCGAAAAAGCAGGCCUUGCUCAUUCCGUUCUGACUUGUAGUGAAGUCCCAAUGGUUUUGACAAUCAAAAGUCCAGCAGUUCCCAAUACAACUGAAGUGGCUCAAUUCGCCGACAAGGUUUCAAAAGCUCUAGAAAACGAGACUCAGAUUGCAAGUAGGUUAGUAGGGUUAUAUGCAGAAGUAGAUUGCAUGGAAAAUUUUGGACAGAAAGAGCUCAAAAGAGAAGAGGAACAGAUAUUUCCUUCUUCCAGCAGAGAACUCCUAAGCGAUCUCCACCCGAAAACAACUUCACAUGAUGUAUAUGGCUCACCAACAAUCUUCCCUACAAAUUCAACACCACCACUACCAACAACUUCUCCAUACAACUCCUCCCCAAACAAUGUCAGUACUGUCCCCGCUACAAACCCGGUAACAAUAACUCCGGUUAACCCUGCCACCCCCGUGGAAGUUUCCUCCGCCACACCUCCUCCCUCAAACCCUGUGAGUCCACCAUUGCCAGUUACCAAUCCAGCCACAGCCCCACCAACUACUAACCCUGCGACAACUUACCCACCGCCACCUGGUGGUGUUCCCUCCACAACACCACCCGUCACGAAUCCGGUCACACCUCCCGCAACUUCUAAUGCUCCUGCAGUUCCAGGGCAGAGCUGGUGUGUGGCAAAGAGUGGAGCACCACAAGCAGCACUUCAGGCAGCUUUGGAUUAUGCAUGUGGAAUGGGAGGUGUAGAUUGCUCACAGAUCCAGCAGGGUGGGAGCUGUUACGAUCCAAAUUCUCUACAGAAUCAUGCCUCUUAUGCAUUCAACAGCUACUAUCAGAAGCAUCCUGUGUCAUCUAGCUGUGACUUUGGUGGGGUUGCCACAAUGGUUUCUGCUAAUCCAAGCACUGGUUCCUGCAUUUAUGCAUCAUCAUCAUCAUCCUCAACCCCAACAACACCAACUUCGAAUCAGACAACAACGAAUCCACCACCACCAUCGACAAUUCCACCACCAACGUCACCAACUUCGAAUCAGACAACAACGAAUCCACCACCACCAUCAACAAUUCCGCCACCACCAUCGACAAUUCCACCACCAACGUCACCAACUCCGAAUCAGACAACUACAAAUCCACCACCACCAUCAACAAUUCCACCACCAACAUCGAGAAUUCCACCACCAUCGUCACCAACUACGAAUCCACCACCACCAUCAACAAUUCCACCACCAACAUCGACAAUUCCACCACCAACGUCAACAACUCCGCCACCAACACCAACUCGUAAUCAGACAACAACCAAUCCACCGCCAACGUCAACAACUCCACCACCAACAUCGACAAUUCCACCACCAACGUCGGCUCCAACGCCAGCAAUCACAUCAUUUCCACCACCAGGGGAAGGUGUAUUUGGGUAUGUAGGUGUAUUUGGCUCCGGUACUCCGCCUUCGGGUUUGAACUCAAGCAACCCGACUCCUUCAGGAACCAUGCCAGAAUUUGAGCCCGACAGCCCUCCCGGCUUCAACACAUCAAUAUCCACUUCAGCAAGCUUGCAACCGUCUUUUGGUUGCAUCUUUUUCGGAACAGCCUUAGUUACAAGAAAUAUGUUUCUCAACAUGUGAAAACGGAAUUUCUCCAUGUAACUCAAUGAGUGAUCAGAUUCCUCACAAACUCGUUUUCUCAUCAAAAUCGCGGUUGUACGUAACUACAUAUGCAAGAAACGAAGGUAGAGGACACAUGAUAGGUACUGUCUUGCACUAGGUUGGGGAUGCAGAGAUGGUUCUGGGUGAAGUGGAGGUAAGCUUUUCGACGUCUAAACCCAGGCUGCUAUAGAAACAACAAUUUUACUCUUGAGGUGGGGAGUUGCAAUGGAGAUUUGUGAUCUUGUAUAUCUUUUAGUUGGGUAUUCUAGUUCUUUGUACUGAGUUGUUACUAAUAGAAUUGAAGAUUGCUUCAUAUAUUUA
This is a messenger RNA of Malus domestica (apple), 2813 nucleotides long. Its product is annotated as glucan endo-1,3-beta-glucosidase 3-like. Lineage: Eukaryota; Viridiplantae; Streptophyta; Magnoliopsida; Rosales; Rosaceae. Gene Ontology annotation, biological process: carbohydrate metabolic process. Gene Ontology annotation, molecular function: hydrolase activity, hydrolyzing O-glycosyl compounds. The record is from RefSeq and is a predicted model, not a curated record.